UUCAAGGACGACUACCUAAAGCCACCUGGACUUGUGUUGUGUUUUCCAAGAAGCAGACUUCCAGAAGGCUCAUCAACUUAUGCAGAGGGUAUAAAUACGAAUCACCGGUGCAUAAUCGUUAUUAAAACAAAAAAGAUACUCAAUCCAAAAUGUUCAAAGUAUUCGUUGUUGCUGUCCUCUUGGGCGUUGCCCUGGCUGAACACAUCGAUAAAGAUGCCCAAACCAAGAGUUUCGUCAGUGAUGUGAGCCCGGAUGGUCAAUACAAUUAUGGUUUCGAAACCAGCAAUGGAAUUAGUGUACAAGGAGCAGGAAAUGUUGAGCAAGCUAGUGGAUCUGCAUCCUGGGUUGCUCCUGAAGGUGAAGCCGUCCGCUUCUCGUAUGUAGCUGACGAAAACGGAUACCAACCAACCGGUGAUCACAUUCCUCCAAUCCCAGAGCAUGUUGUAAGGGCUUUGGAAUGGAUUCGCGCUCAUCCACAAAAAGAAGAAGUUUACAAGAACUAACUCCACUUUGCCUUAUUCAUUCUAUAUUACGUUUUUCAUUUAAAGAUAAAGAUACUGGAAAUAA
Molecule: messenger RNA, 567 nt
Organism: Hermetia illucens (black soldier fly)
Lineage: Eukaryota; Metazoa; Arthropoda; Insecta; Diptera; Stratiomyidae
Product: pupal cuticle protein Edg-78E-like
Exons: 2
Coding region: 150-503 (117 amino acids)
Cellular component (GO): chitin-based extracellular matrix
Molecular function (GO): structural constituent of chitin-based larval cuticle
Source: RefSeq, a predicted model, not a curated record